Patella vulgata (common limpet) is the source of this 1572-nucleotide messenger RNA. RefSeq names its product replication factor C subunit 2. Gene Ontology annotation, molecular function: ATP hydrolysis activity; DNA clamp loader activity; DNA binding. The transcript is spliced from 9 exons. NCBI's taxonomy places the organism in Eukaryota, Metazoa, Mollusca, Gastropoda, Patellidae. Bases 227 to 1159 code for a protein of 310 amino acids. Gene Ontology annotation, biological process: DNA repair; DNA-templated DNA replication. Gene Ontology annotation, cellular component: DNA replication factor C complex; nucleus. The record is from RefSeq and is a predicted model, not a curated record.
CAAUCAUUUAAUUAAUUAGUCUUCACCUCUUUCCUUGCAAAUAUCACAGUCAAUAGCAAAUGAUGACAAACAUGCUCAAAAGUAAAGAAAGUCCUUAGAACGAUCCACUAGCACGUACUGUGGCUGGAGCAAGACAGAAGACAUAAAGUAAUGGAACCAUUUUUAGAUUUACCUCAAUCCAGCAAUAUUUCAACUGAACUGGGUGGAGAAAUACAGACCAAUUAAAAUGACUGAUAUUGUUGGAAAUGAAGAAACUAUUAGUAGAUUAGCUGUAUUUUCUAGAGAAGGGAACGUUCCUAAUGUUAUCAUUGCUGGACCGCCAGGUACAGGAAAAACCACCAGUAUACUAUGUUUAGCUAGAACAAUGUUAGGUCCAUCCUACAGAGAUGCUGUUUUAGAAUUGAAUGCUUCAAAUGAUAGGGGUAUUGAUGUUGUUAGAAAUAAGAUUAAAAUGUUUGCACAACAGAAAGUCACUUUACCUAAAGGUCGCCACAAGAUUAUUAUACUGGAUGAAGCUGACAGUAUGACAGAAGGAGCUCAACAGGCAUUAAGAAGAACAAUGGAGAUAUAUUCUAAAACAACUAGAUUUGCUCUGGCUUGUAAUUCUUCAGAAAAAAUUAUUGAACCUAUACAAUCUAGAUGUGCUGUAUUAAGAUAUUCUAAAUUAAGUGAUGCUCAGUUGUUAAGCAGAUUAUUAGAAGUAUGUAAACAAGAAUCAGUUAGUUUUACUGAUGAUGGUCUAGAAGCUAUAGUCUUUACAGCACAGGGUGAUAUGAGACAGGCAUUGAAUAAUCUUCAGUCUACCUAUCAAGGUUUUAGUCAUGUAAAUAGUGAAAAUGUUUUUAAGGUGUGUGAUGAACCACAUCCUACAUUAAUUAAAACUAUGUUACAACAUUGUAUCGAUGUUAAUAUAGAAGAAUCCUAUAAAGUUAUGGCACAUUUAUGGAAAUUAGGAUAUUCCCCACACGAUAUCAUCACUAUUAUAUUCCGUGUGUGUAAAAAUCAAGAAAUGCCAGAAUUCUUGAAGUUAGAAUUUAUCAAGGAAAUUGGUUACACACAUAUGAGGAUAGCAGAAGGAGUUGAUUCUUUACUUCAAAUGGCAGCUUUGUUAGCAAGAUUGUGUAAAAAGUCUGCUGCACCUGAAAUGCUAGCAAAUUGAGACAAGACUAAGUGUAAAAUACUGUGAGAUCCUGUUGAGGGUUUCACUGAUCAGAAUUUAUAGUUUCCAACUAAAAUAAAACUUUGUGGAACCAAAUCAUCAGAGUAUCAUACAAGUGCUAUUUGAACUCUCAACUGACGAUAUUCUACAACAGGACAAUUAUAAUUUCAUUUUCCCCCGAAUUAAUAUCGGUGUUAAAAGAUAAAAGUAUAUUGUUAUAUGUCCACAUUGAAAUAUGGUUGUGUAUUGUCAUCACACCCUUGCACACUCUUAUGCUGAUGGGUAACAUUAGUAUUGGAUCUUUUAAAAAUUUGUAAGAAUGGUUUGUAAUAGUAAGAUGAUACAUGUACACUUAUUAUGUGACCUCUAUGGAUGUAUGCUUUGUUGCCUGUGAAAUACAUUGAGGAUUCAUC